Molecule: messenger RNA, 5921 nt
Organism: Bombus terrestris (buff-tailed bumblebee)
Lineage: Eukaryota; Metazoa; Arthropoda; Insecta; Hymenoptera; Apidae
Product: phosphatidylcholine:ceramide cholinephosphotransferase 2
Exons: 6
Coding region: 539-1795 (418 amino acids)
Biological process (GO): sphingomyelin biosynthetic process; ceramide biosynthetic process
Cellular component (GO): endoplasmic reticulum membrane; Golgi membrane
Molecular function (GO): ceramide cholinephosphotransferase activity; sphingomyelin synthase activity
Source: RefSeq, a predicted model, not a curated record
CGCGGCGCCGCUUAUAGGCUUUCCAGUGGAGACUCGACGAAAGCUCCACUGUCUUUUCGUUCACAACUCGAGUUUCACUGUAACGAGACGAAAUGCGACCGUGGUAUCCAUCCGCGGAGUAUUUCUUCAAGAAAGUUAAACGCCUACGAGAUCGUAAGGACAUUUAACAAGAAGAUACAGAGAGAAAAAACGAAGAAGAGCUCUGCCGCGGUAUGUCCUGGUGCUCGAUAUAUAUGUAUAUAUCGUGAUCGAAAUUUCGGAACAACGUGCAACGAUAUUCGGGGACUGAAAGGGAAUUUACAGAGGUCCGCGAUGUGUUUUCUUUGUCGUUAGUUAUUCGUCUAUCUCUACGAGCACUUUGUUUUUGAUUGAUCGAUAAGCCGUGAAUUAGGUCGUCCACGAGUCGCGCCCUGAACAGAAACAUACGCAUACAAUUUGUGAACAGAAAGUUGAAAAAAUAUUCUAAAUUUGGUGUUCGAAAACGAGCAUCAAUCGACGUGUUCGACGAUAUUAUAUGUCUUGAGCGACGUCGACGUAUAUGAUGAAAUUUCAGCUGCUUGUAAUCGAAACGGAUAACUGCUGGAGGAAAGCGUUGCUUAGGAUGGUAUUGGACCCCAAGGUCACGAGUCUGCACAGUGAUUACGGAAGCUUCGAUCGACCAUUGGGCGCCGGAGAGGGCCACGAGAGGGACGUCGAGGCGACGGUUGAUGGAAGUAGCAACGGAAUGGCACAAUCGAGUGACAUUUAUCAACGGCAGCCAUUAUUACCUGGUGCACCGACCAAGGGCAAGGACAAGUGGUCCGGGGUGGCAUCCGGUUCCGACUAUUACGUGGAUGACGAGGACGAGAAGAUCGACAGUCUUAGCCGGCAUCCUGGCAUACCAAAUGGCUCUGGAAAUGGUGUCGUUAAGCUCGACAUACCUGCGCCUCUUCGGGAAGAGCCCCGUUUUCCUAAAGAGAAAUGGAAAACGUUUCUUGGAUUUCUGUUCAUGGUCGUGAACUUCAUAUUGACUACUGCGUCCCUUGCGAUGGUGCACGAACGAGUCCCUGAUCGAAAUACAUAUGGGUCGCUCCCGGAUAUAGUGUUGGACAAUGUCGCCGCUCAGGAUUGGGCCCUUAACGUGUCGGAAGUUUUAAUUAUGAUAAUGUCCAACUCAGCGAUGGUUUUUAUUAUUUUUCAUAAACAUAGGUUUAUCGUUGUUAGGCGAAUAUUUCUCUUGAUGGGACUGUUGUACAUGAUGAGGAGUAUCACAAUGUACGUGACGGUACUGCCUGUCGCCAGCAAAACGUAUUUUUGCAGUCCUAAAGCAAACAAUACGAGUCCGAUCAUCGUUAUAAAAAGGGUUUUGCAGCUCAUUUCUGGCUUCGGCUUGUCUAUAAAUGGCAAGCACACUUACUGCGGGGACUACAUUUACAGCGGUCAUACAGUCGUGCUUGUACUUAGUUACCUGAUUAUAAAGGAGUAUUCUCCAAGAAGGUGUCAACCAAUUCAUUGGCUUGCGGGCAUUACUGUUUUUGUUGGGGUAAUUAUGGUCUUGGUGGCUCACGGACAUUAUACCGUGGACGUCCUCAUAGCAUACUACGUAACUACACGCUUAUGGUAUAUCUAUCAUACGUUAGCUAAUAAUUCGCAUCUUAAGCAAUAUGAACCAAACAACUUUUUGGCCCGACUCUGGUGGUUCCCUAUUUUUAAAUAUUUCGAGAAAAACGUGGGCGGCACGGUGCCACGACAAUACGACUGGCCUUUACCCUGGCCUCGACGAUUCCUUGCCAAGCACCCUAAUCGGGACAGUUAAUGUCUGUAUUUGAUUUCGCGAUAGAGGCUGUCAAACAACGGAGUUACUUUGUUGUAAUUUGUAUAUAUAUAAACAUAUAUGUAUACGUAUCUAGGCUUACAAAAAUGUGAAGAUAAAGCUUUACUAGAGAGUGGUGCGAGAGAUGUGUGUGCAAGUUCUUGUCAUUGUAGACGAGUAUGUUUGCUCUUUUUGAGACUUGACGAAAACUUGCGGUGUUCAUUUCCUUAAAAAAAAAAAAACAAAACAAAACUGACAGCAACAAAAAAAACGAAAAACUGUAAAACAUGAACGAUAGUGAAAACAGAUGCUUGUACCGUCAUGUUCGUUGUCGUCCAAUCGCGAAACCUAUUUUUGUUUCUUGAUUUUGAUACGACUUAUACAUACACUGUAAGAGGCUAGAUAAACGAUAGAUCGAGAUAUUUAGUCUCAUGAUGAAUUCACGUAGAGGGAGGUAUUCGAGAGUUACCAACAAAUUAGUGUAUAAAAUAAAAUGCUAGAUAUCUCUAUUUUCAGAUACUCCGAAUGUGAAAUACUUAGAUGUAAAAAGAAAAAAGAAGGAAAGAAGUUACGCUACAGUAAUACGGUCGAGCGCGGUAAAUGCGAAACUGUCUUGUUGAACGUAGCAUUAACAAGCAACAGGCGAUUUCUUUUAUAAGCUCUUACUCCUUUGAACAACGACUCGCAUUGGAAAAAUUGACAAAAGAGAAAAAAAGCGUCACUUCAAUAAAAUAACAAAAAAAAAAGAAAAAAAAUAGAAGAAGGUACAAGAGAAAAAUAUAUGAAAGUUUUGUUUCCCGCGAGACCUUCCUCUGGCUAAUCUAUUCGAAAUGCAUUCUAAUCUUUCGACUUCAGAAACAACCAUUUUCUUUAUGCUUACAUGCAUAGCGGCAUGCCUUAUUCCGAUGAAAGUCAACUGGAUAAAUUGCAAUUUUCGAACUUGUUAAUCGGUCAAUUGCCGUUCGUUUUCUAUAUUCUAGUUUUUCGUGUUGUAGGACUUUCCCUCGAAAUUGAAAUCCCUUUUUAAACGAGCAUUUUUAUCGUAGAAACAAUUAGUGGAUGAUUGGCAUAGUUUUAAAAUUCAAUCAAUGAUCGUGCAAUUUCGUGGGACCAAGUACAGAGAGAACAAUUGGAAAAAAUAAUACUUUUCGAGGUAGCGGCAGAGAAUAUAAUUUCUUUUGUGAUGACAAUAGAAUACGCGCAUAACCGGAGCAGUAUUUAGAAUAGUUUUCGAACGUUUUUGCUCUAUUUUUUAAGCUAUGAUUUUUAGCGUCUUGAUCGACGCGUUGGCGUCGCAAUGUGUUCCCGUUCGAGAUCCGUGAAAUUUCUUGCCUACGGUCAAUAUGAUUAGAAGCCAAGUGUUAUACUGUGUGUCAAUAAAAUUCGUGAUUUCUCGGAAUAAGGUCGUCUUUACAGUUUACAUACACCAGAUGUUGUCACGUAUACGUGAAAAUGUGGAGAUGUCGAAUCGUGCGAAGAAAGUUUGUGUUGUCACUAAUGAAUCUCUGAAUAAUAAUAAUUGUAACAAAAUGAAGUCUAACAAAGGUGUUUUUUAAAUAAUUCGUUCUUUGUAUGAUUUCAUUCUGUUCCUGUUUUUCUGGCAUCUCGUAAACUCGCAACAAUAAUUCCUCGCGAUUCUCGCUCCCCUCUAUUCGUUGGAGGAUUCUUCGGCUUUAUCGUUGUUUUCCUCCGAGAUAUAGAUAACACAAAAACGCUUUGAAAUUUCUACUGAGCCAUGUGUAGACGUAAACGAAGAAUGUUUUAACGAAUCUCAAUUAUCUGUAUAAAGGGAGAGAAAAUAAUUGCACGAUGGAAGAAUGAUAGGAAAUUAUUCUUCGUCGUGAUUAAAAGCGUCAAACUUGUGAAGUCUGUGAAUAGUUUAAGUGAUAUUGUCAAUGAUUUGUUGUCUUCUGCACACGCGAUUUAUUGUUAAUGCUCGUGCAAAGAUCUCGUUAUCCGUUGCCUGAAUUGUCAGCGUUCCAGUAACGCACGUUCAAAGUGCGUAACAUCUUUCGAAGUGGAUGCGAACAACCACACGUAUGGCCGAUGAUCCUGUUUCUCGUUUCAUAACUUGUUUUCCGUUUCGAUGCGCGCGCGGUCGAACGAAUUUGACGGUCGACCGACAAAAAGAAGAAGAACAAAAGAGAGAAAAAAGACAUUUUGCGAAAAAAGAAUAGUCAGAGUGGGAUGAAUUGAAUAGAAUCUAUUGGCCCUUAUAUAAUUAAGUCUCUUUCCGUCUGUGAUGAUAAACGAAAAAAAAGAAAAGACAUGAGUUGUCGUUGUGCUAGUUUUCGAUCGUGGAACGAGACACAUUCGUGAAACGAUUCGCAUAACGUGCCCAUUACAGCCAUUGAUAUUUCUCCUUAACCCUCUAUGGUCUGCUUUAUUUAAAUGAAUUUUAUAAAAUCUUCCGGUUCUCUAAGUCGUUUUAACGAAUCUGAUGUUUCUAAAAUUACGAUUGAGUAAUUGAUAGUAAUGACAUGUAAUGGACCGUAGGGGAUUAAAACACUCGUAUAGAUGCGAGUAUCGAAUAUACAUAUAUAUUUUAAUAAGAUUAAAUGUGGUUCGUAGCGAUACUCUUAAGUGACGCAAUAUUCUCGACGAUGUUAUUAAACUUAAAAAACGACAAGAAAAAAAAAAACAAAAAAAAAAAGACAAAACGAAUCGUUCGGGCAUACAUAUAUAUUUUUGGACGUGUGCAUAGGUAUACACGGGCCAUCGAAACGAUUUAUUACAUAGAGACCACGUAGCGUGUAAUUGUCAAGAGAAAUCUUAAACGCUGAUUAUCGUACGUGUGAACUAUGCCUAUUAUAUCUAAAUACGUUUGCAAAAUAUCUCGUCGUUGUUCUUUUUUGGGCGGACAUGCUUGGAAACUAAUACAUGUAUAGAUAAAUACUGAUAAUACAUGAACGAAACUUGUAUAGACUAAAGAUAUCACGAGUCUCUAAUAUUAUGAGGAGAAAGCGAUGUCAGUCCAAGUUAGAGCAGUAGAGUAACCGCGUCACGAUCUGCCAGAAAGAUAUUAAUAAGCGCAAUCGAAUCAGCCAAACAGAAAAAAGUAAACGAUUCAUCGAGUGUAUCACGUAUUUACUCGCGUUAUAAUGUGCUCCAUGAUGCACGUGUUCGUAGAUGCGUCUAUCCGUACGCAAACUCGGGUGAGGAGAUACAUGAUGUUACACGCACACAUGAUAAAUAGGUAAAUGUAAAAAGAAAAAGACAAAAGAUGGUAUAUAUGUAUAUAUACGCUUCUUGAGUGAAUGGAAAGGAGUCAGGAUAAUUAUAGAGAAAGUCUAAAUCGUUGUAUCAAAGAAUGAUGGGAGAGAAGGAGAAGAUAGAAAGAAAGGAAAAAAGACUUAAAGAAAGGGAGGAAGAAAGAAGCAGAUACGAAUAUGCACGUACGCGUGCGCGAGCGCGAGCGAGCGACAUACUGUGUAUGUGCGUUUAUAUAUGUAUAUACAUAUAUAUAUAUAUAUAUAUAUCUAUAUUUUUACUGUGUAGAUAUUUUUUGGUAACUUGUUACAAUAAUCCUAUUAGAUCAGUUAAGCGUAUACAUAUUAUAUAUAUAUAUAUACAUAUAUAUAUAUAUAUGUUGUAAAUAUAAAAAAAAUUAUAGUUGAAAAGAAAGCUUCUGCCCAUGAAUCGCGAUCCGAAUAUUUCGAUCGGGAUUAAAACGAAUCAAAAUAACAAUUUUGUUCAUCGAUCUAAGAGAAACAUUUCUGAUGAUGAUUAAAUUAUAGGCUUAUUCAAUGACUCGCGAAUUUAUUCGUGUUUCUUUCUCUGUCUCUCUCUGUGCCUGUAUACAAAAUAUCAAUACAAAUCCUAUUCUAUUCGUGAUUAAUCAACGAUUGAUGAUUAUGGCUGACAAAUAUGUACAACCUUGAUUUCCGUUGUCGAUGAUCUAUAGGUCGUAUGUACAUAACGAAAAAAAAGAAUAUAUAUAUAUAUAUAUAAAUAUUAUUAUUAUCAUAAGUAUAAUGAUUAUUAUUAUCAUUAUUACUAUUAUUAUUAUUAAUUUUAUUAUCAUUACUAUUAUGUCUUCAAGAUUGUUCAAUUGUGAAGGAGAACCGUGGACACUACGUCAUUGCAUGAAUCCAUGCAGCGUGUAACAAUAAAUACGAAAGCAAGUUGA